UUAUAUACAGGAACCUGAUACUUCAAACUCUCUCUUAUUUUCUCUCUCCUGCUCUCACUCUCAAAUCUAUCUGUGAAUCCUUAUAUACACAUAAACAACAUCUUAUUGUCUGUAUUUUCUAUAUGAUAGCAUGGAGAGAGCAAUUUUCAGCUUGUUAUAUAGGAAAGAGAUACAUAUAUAAACAUAUGUAUGUAUGUAUGUAUCUGAAUUGCGUUGCAGCAGAGUCGUUCAGACAAGCAAUCCAUGGCUAGAAAGCGACUUGGAGAAUAACCCAUCAUCAUCAUCUCUUCACGAGAUAUUUUGCUUUUGCCACUCACUGCCUCCUGUUUAUUGACAAAUCGUGUUUAGUUUAUAUCCAGAGCUGGGGAUUCUCUUUUUCUGGGCUAUACCCUUUGCUACAAAACAACGAUCAGGGAUCAGUUUUCUCUUUGGUUUUUUCUUGCUUGGAGUUUUCUUCUUUCUCAGCUGUCAUGUUUCCCACAGCUAUGUCCAAUUCCACUUCUUUGUCUGAAGAAGCUAGUACCACUGUUUCUUCUUGUACCAGAGUUGUUCAAGACUUUUGUGCCUUAAUCCCUAUUGUUUCAACCAUUUCUCCACAGCAGCAACCACAAAAUAUCAAGAAGAAAAGAAGCCUCCCAGGGAAUCCAGACCCAGAUGCUGAAGUGAUUGCUUUAUCUCCGAAGACACUAUUGGCUACCAACAGAUUUGUGUGUGAGAUCUGUAACAAAGGUUUCCAACGAGAUCAGAACCUUCAACUCCAUAGAAGAGGCCAUAACCUUCCGUGGAAACUGAAGCAAAGAAACAACAAAGAGAUCAAAAAGAGAGCUUAUGUUUGCCCUGAACCUACAUGUGUCCACCACCAUCCGUCAAGGGCUUUAGGUGAUCUUACUGGCAUUAAAAAGCAUUAUUGCAGAAAACAUGGAGAGAAGAAAUGGAAGUGUGAGAAAUGCUCAAAGAUUUACGCUGUUCAAUCUGAUUGGAAAGCUCAUACUAAGACCUGUGGAACAAGAGAAUACAGAUGUGAUUGUGGAACCCUUUUCUCUAGGAAAGACAGCUUCAUAACUCAUAGGGCAUUUUGCGAUGCAUUAGCUGAAGAAAGUGCAAGGCUUUCCGCCAACCAACUAGCUGUGGCCGCCGCCACGAAUCCAGCUCUCCAUCAUUUGACAUCCCAAGCCAACCCCACCACGAAUCCUUCUUCUCUUUUCCCCUUUGAAACCCAUAUAUCUCUCAACCCAUGGGUCGACCCUACUCCAACAACUAACCCUAACCCUAAUAAUCCACUUCAUGUCAAGCCCGAGUCUCACCAUUUGGCACCAUUCUUCCAAGAAGCGCUGCCGCCUCAAAAGACGCUCAUCACCUCACCCUUUCAAAGCCUCCAUGUCAGCAACAACGCUCCAUCCAUUGCUGCUGCUGCCACGUCGACCUCUCCUCACUUGUCGGCCACUGCGUUGCUUCAAAAGGCUGCCACCGUCGGUGCAACCGCCACGCAGAUAAACAACAAUAACAACGGCAUGGAUUUCUUUGGUUUCGCGUCCGGGAACCUGGCCACGUGGCAGAAGAGCAGCGACCGUUUCACCAGGGAUUUUCUAGGUUUGACCGGAGACCAUCAUCAGCCUCAUGGUGGUGGCGGCGGCAAUGGGAAUGUUAGUGUUAGCAUGAACGUGAAGGAUGUGCUAACAUACGCGGGGGAAGUGGAGUUGCAGCAGCACUUUGAGAGAGACCACUCGCUGUUGAAACCCCAAGGUUUUGGAUUCGCUGAGCCUGCCUCCGAAACAUGGGCUGAUUGUUGAAGCCGAAAAAAGGGUAAAAGAUAAAAUAAUUUAGGGGAAAAAAGAAGGGCAAUGAUAGUAAACCAUGGACUCGCCUGUGACCAUCUCCUCUUCAGGGCCUUUUUCCUUUUUCUUUUUGGAGUUGAAUUUCCAAAAAAAAAAAAGGUCACUUGUUUAUUAUUUGCAUUUUGGUUAAAUUAAUUUUGCCUUUUUUUGAAAUUAAAUAUCUGGACUAGUGUUCAAUGGUAUUAAAGCUGUGUUUGUGCCUAUCUUCUUUUAUGGUCAAAUGGAAAUGGCAUUGUUGCCGGGCA
Molecule: messenger RNA, 2080 nt
Organism: Gossypium raimondii (Peruvian cotton)
Lineage: Eukaryota; Viridiplantae; Streptophyta; Magnoliopsida; Malvales; Malvaceae
Product: protein indeterminate-domain 12
Exons: 3
Coding region: 471-1790 (439 amino acids)
Cellular component (GO): nucleus
Molecular function (GO): DNA-binding transcription factor activity
Source: RefSeq, a predicted model, not a curated record